Caenorhabditis sp. 36 PRJEB53466 is the source of this 1724-nucleotide messenger RNA. The record is from the annotation of a GenBank genome assembly. Lineage: Eukaryota; Metazoa; Nematoda; Chromadorea; Rhabditida; Rhabditidae.
AUGUGUCAAGCGAUGGGCAAAAUUAUAUUCUUCGGAUUUCUGUUAGUUUCUCGAUGUUUUGUCUGAAAAAUUGUUCCUGAAAUUGGUGAGAUUAAAAAAUGAAUUUAGAACACUUAAAAACAAUUAUGUUCAAUGUUUAAAUAAGAAAAAAUCAAUUUCUGUAAAAUAAGGCUAACAUUUUCCGAAAAAUUUCUUAAAAAUCCCGAAAAAUUGCAGCGGUCUCCUGAUCUCAUGGGCGGCUCUCUACUACCGCUACAGCGACGAAAAGAACACUUUGGCGCGAAAAUAUCGAUUGGAUCCACCGCCGGCGCUUAUCGGCGCCCUCGCCGUCAAUUCGGAGCUCCAGAAGGCCGAGCACAUUUUGCACGGAAAAAUCGAUGGGCCAGAGUCGAUGAUUGUGGAUGAUGGUCGCUCUUUAGGCCCUAAAAUCUAAAUAUUUUCCUAUAUUUCAGACGCCAUUUACGCAUCGGUUUAUGACGCGAAAAUUGUGAAAAUUGUUGACGGAAAAAUUGUGAGCAAAGUGGCCUACUCGGAAAAGGCGAAAUUCUUCCCCGAUUGCGGUAUUUUUGUGGGAACUUUAGGCCAAAAAUGGAAACUGUUACAGGACACUUUGAUACGGAGCCAGAAUGCGGCCGCCCGCUCGGAAUUCGCCGACUCGUCGCCGGAAGACCAAAAUUCGUGGUCGCCGACGCUUAUUUGGGCGUUUUUAUUGUCGAUUUCAGCGAUGAAAACAAUCGUGAGUCUCAGAAACACGAUUUUUUUAAAAAUUCAAAAUCAUUUUUGCAGCAACGUCCUCGCAAAUCCUGGACUCGCGCGUGCCGAUCGCCGGAUUCCCACCCCGUUUCCUCAACGAUUUGGACGUGAUCUCGGAGGACGAACUCGUCAUUUCGGACAGCUCCGUCCGUCACGACCGUCGCCAUUUCAUGCCGCUCAUUCUGGAGCACCAGCCCGACGGACGCAUCAUCCACCUGAAAAUAUCGACGAAAACGGCGACCGUCCUCGCGGACCGCCUGUAUUUCCCCAACGGAAUCCAACUGCUCGACGACAAAAAAUCGCUGCUUUUCUCGGAAUGCUCGAUGGCGAGAGUCAAGAAGUUGACGAUCGCCUCCGGAAAAGUGGAAAUGUUCGCGGCGAAUCUUCCGGGACUUCCCGAUAAUAUCAGAGCCAGCGGACGAGGCACCUACUGGGUCGGGUUGGCCGGUGAGCAAGCCUAUUUCCUACUACAAUCUGUUAACACUUUGCAAAAUUAAUAACAGUCUCGGUUUGGAGUGUCUGUCUUGAAAGUGUCAUGCUGAAAACUGGCGACGUUACGGUUCCAAAUCAACAUAUCCCCAAAUAGACUGAUCAUGUCCGUUUGAAACUUUCAAGGCAGACAUUCUAAGCCUAGACUGAUAAUCUUGAAAAGUUAGAACCCCAUCAAAUUCGCGAUUGCAGCCACCCGCACCGCAUCGGCCCCAUCCCUGCUGGACCGUCUCGGAAACGUGCCGGGAAUCCGUCAGUUCCUGGUCGACAUCGUGCCCGCCUACGCGUGGAAACCGCUCCUCGGCCUGUUCAAGAAACCGCACGCGAUCGUCGUCGAGCUGGACACGAACGGUAAGAUUGUGAGAAGUCUGCACGACGUGGCCGGCACCAAAGUUGGCGACGUCUCGCAAGUCACCGAGCACAACGGAGCACUCUACUUGGGCAGCUUCGCCGAACCGUACAUUGCCAAAUUGAAAUUGUGA